Phodopus roborovskii (desert hamster) is the source of this 1363-nucleotide messenger RNA. RefSeq lists its product as uncharacterized. Lineage: Eukaryota; Metazoa; Chordata; Mammalia; Rodentia; Cricetidae. Bases 1 to 1359 code for a protein of 452 amino acids. The transcript has 8 exons. The record is from RefSeq and is a predicted model, not a curated record.
AUGAAGUGCUUCCGGGUUUCUACGGAGAAACGGGGAGAGGCGUUUCUGGGCGCUCGGCUGCCGUUCCAGGGCAGCAGAACUCGCUCCCCAGCCGCUCUCGAAGCUCCGCCGCGCGUGGAACAAAGCCCUCCAAGCCACGCCCGGCACCGCCUGCCGUUCAGUGGGAAGAAGGGCUGCGGGGACUCAGACCAGACCCCGGGAAAGUGGUCUCGAGCCCGCCGUGGCGGCAGUCCCCUCACCCAACCCGAUGGCCCGGAGCGUCACUCAGGGUGUGGGGGCCCGGGACACGGUGGGCGCCUCCAGACCCCGUGCAAGCUCGCAGAGCCACCUCCGGGCGUCCGCUCGCUCGCUGAGCCUAGCCUUGGGAAGCGGGCCGGACACCCCGCGGGGGACGCAGCGUCCGGGGAAAUUGGGUUGCUGGGGACGAAACGGACACCGAGGGGCGCCACUGGCGCCGACUUUGUAGCUGUCCGAGAGUUCGAGCCUCUGGCUGUCCUCUCGCACCCACCGCGCCCUGGGCUGGGGCGGCCCCUGGCGCUCUGCGAUUCGUCCGAGCGAGGUCUGGGGUGCGGCGAGAGCGAGCAGACUCCCGCUCCGCCACCACGCCCUCCCCUGGUUACUGGGGGAAAGGCAAGCUCCAGAGGGUGGCGACAGUAUGAAGAGAUCGUAGGAACAAAAGAAGGACAGGUUUGGAUUGCUGGACACGUCCUCCUGGAGUUGGAGAGACCCCCCCAUUCCAUUGGCACCCCCUCCUAUCAACCCCCCAGCUCCCUAGACAAGGACUCAGUGUCUUCCAGCCGGGAGAGCAGCAAGAGAAAGAAAGAAGCAAACGAAAUUCCUGAAUGGAUAGGAGAUGCUACGUCAGCGGUACCGGAGUCUCAUCCUCCACUCCACAAGAGAAGAGCUGGGAGAGACCCGCGGCGGCGCAGCCACGCGCCAACACCAGCUUCGUUGCCUCCUCCUCACAGAGGCAAGGAGCAGUCAUCUAGAAGCAGCCUCCUUGUUCAUCUGUUCAUCGUUCAUCGAUGUCAUCAUAGGUGGCCGACAUCCCUGGCUUUGGGGUAUUUAUUUCCUUGCUUGCUUGAUGGUGGUGUGUGGGGGGAGGAAGAAAGGAAGCUAGUCCUGUUCCUCUGGGUGCUCUCCCAGCUCUCCACCCUACUUACUGUCUCUUUCCAGUCUCCAGCCUCUGAUUUUGGUCUAUUUUGUAGGGUGACCUGCAUUGUCAAAGCUAAGAGGCAAUGCACCAACACAGCCUGGGGACAAAAGGCCACUCUGUAUCUGUAUCUGGUUAGGUGCAGAGAGGGAAGGUAUUGCUCUGCAAAACAUAGUCCCUUUUCCUCCGUGGGAGGGAAGAGAUAGAGGA